CUGUACAAUUUAAUAUUUCACAUGAAAAAAAGUUUAAGUGUUCUUCAAAGGAGCAGAUGCGUACAAGUUACAACAUGCUCUAUUUCAAACCCAGAAAAAAAAAAAAAAAAAAAAGGUAAUAUGAUGGGGCAAUUAUCUCGAGACUCCAAAAAGGAGGAAAACAGGCUAGAGACUUGUGGUGCGGGGAGAGAUCAAAGACCGAUACCAUCACUUCUGUGGGCUAUAGGGAGCGGAUGGAAAGCAGCGCCGGCAGCAGUAGUGGGUUUUGGGCCCAAAUGCAUUAUCCAAUCACAAAUCCAACUAAUAAAAAGUAAAGAAAGUCGGAGGUGAGAUGUGACCUGUACACAACAAACAAAAAUCCUCUCGAAGCAUCUGAUGAAUGAUGAUGGCUCAUCUUUUCGAAGUUAAUGGUGAUUGUUCAUUUUCUAAGAUUUUAUUUGGGGUGAUCGAUGAAUCAUGAAAUGAUAGCUUAUCUACUACUAUAUCAUCAUGUCAUGCAGGUCUUACUUUGCCGGCAAUUGGAAAAUUGAGGAGAGGAAAAUUGGAAAAAUGUGCUUUGGGCAAACAAAAAACGAAAGAAAACUGAUGCUAGAAAUUAUAAAAGAAAGGAAAAGAUGUCAGCAUCUUCUUAUCAACAGUGAAUGAAGCCCACUUCACCUGACUGGUAGGUUUUACUUUACUUUAUUCCCGCCACUGUUGCAAAUAAUAAUAUAAUAAUAGCCAGCUUUAUAGCACUUACGACGACUGAGCUUCAGGCUAUAUAGACAUGAACAUCUAAUGCUUUCUCCCGGCCGUGCCAUCUCCGAUCAAUCCUUCCAACCACGCAAAAAAAUUAUUCCUCCUUCAUUGUUAUUAAUCUCCAAUUAUCUUUUGAUCCCUUUAGUCGCUAUACAUAUAUGUAGAUAAUAGUAAAAAAAAAAAAAGAAAUGAAGAGUUUUGCUUUUUCUUGCAUAGUUCUUGCAAUCCUUCCAUCGCUGAGCACAAGUUAUGCAUUGCCACCCCUAAAGAAAAGCAACCAUCAUAUUUUCAUGGUAAGGGAGAAAGUUAAUGACCUGAUAGAGAAUACCUGCAGGAACACCCCUGACUAUCAACUUUGCUUCUCAACUCUACUGUCCGAUCCUCGAAGCUUCGACGCAGAUACUUAUGGUCUGGGCCUCAUCAUAGUUGACGCACUCAAAGAUAAGGCAACCUCCGCGGUGAAUGCCAUCAACAGGCUUAAAGGCUCUAAUCCAGAAUUCAUCCGUCCCUUGAUCAAGUGCAGCAUCUCAUACAAUGCAAUCCUAAAAGCGGAUAUUCCAGAAGCAAUUGAAGGUUUGAGGAAAGGGGUUCCCAAAUUCGCCGAAUACGGCAUGGCUGACACUGCUGUAGAAGUUCAAGGAUGCGAGAAUAGUUUCAAGCAGUCCAACUCACCGCUCACUGACCUGAACAAACAGGUCUACGAUCUUUCCAUUGUAGCUAAAUCAAUCAUCAGGAUGCUGCUGUGAGGUCCGUCUCUGUUGUUUGUUCUUGAUAUUUAAUCCCACAGUCCUACGACAUACAUAUUCAAAGUUCUGCUGCCUAGGUGACAUUAAAACUGGAAGUUACCGCGUUACUGUAACAUAGUUGAUAGCACAAAAAAAAAAAAAAAAGAGUUGUUUUGGUCAUCGUCAUAGAUUUGCCUGUCCUCUGAUUCUCUGCCUUCCCUUGCCUUGCCUGAGAUUGUAAUAUGUAAUUUACAAAUAUGCUGUAGCUAUUGGUGCCUGAGACUUCUCCAUUUUCUUCCAGAAUAUAUAUACCGAAUUCGAGGCUUAAAUUUGUUUCAA
This is a messenger RNA of Coffea arabica (coffee), 1802 nucleotides long. The record is from RefSeq and is a predicted model, not a curated record. Lineage: Eukaryota; Viridiplantae; Streptophyta; Magnoliopsida; Gentianales; Rubiaceae.